Didymodactylos carnosus is the source of this 721-nucleotide messenger RNA. The record is from the annotation of a GenBank genome assembly. NCBI's taxonomy places the organism in Eukaryota, Metazoa, Rotifera, Eurotatoria, Philodinida, Philodinidae.
AGCAUUUAGAUUAGUUACACGGUUUUUAGCUCACAAUCCUGCUUAUGAUCACUUUACAAUUUUAAGUUUUCAUCGUGGAAUUUGGUAUCAACAAAAUCAACAAGGAUUUCAUGCUCAUUUAUGUGUACCAUAUGAACCAUACCGGGAUGAAGCACGAAUAAAGGUGUUACAGAGAGGUUGGAAUUUUUCAAAUGCAUAUGAACAUGCUAUGGUGAAACAGUAUGAAGAACGUAAAUCUGAUUUUGCUAAAUAUAAAAAGCAAUGUAUUGAAGAUGGAAAAAAUGGUGAAUUGACUGAUGAUUUUGUAACCAAUGUUCGAUUAAAAAUGUUAGAAACAACUGAUUAUGGUCUUAUUUGGUGUUGUCCCACUCCACGUAUCGGUGUCUUUCUAAAAUCAAAAACAACAAAACCAAGUUUACAUCAUUUCUAUAGUUUUCUAUCAAAAAUGUAUGAACAAGCCGAAAGUCAAUUGAAAUGUUGGAAUAACCAGUAUGAGCAAUUUGGUUGUCAUUUAUGUUUAUUUGUCAGUGGUCAGAAACAAUCAGCAAAAGUUACUGAACAGAUCUAUCAUGGAUUUCAUCAAAAUGGUGAAUUACGAUGUGUUCAAAUUGUCGGCUAUCUUCAAAUGGAAGAAACUCAAUAUUUUCGAUGGUUACCGGAUACAUUGAAAAGUUUUUGGCUAACAGAAUUUGAAAAGUUCGAUCAUUUUGUUAAAACAUAA